Molecule: messenger RNA, 2211 nt
Organism: Manis pentadactyla (Chinese pangolin)
Lineage: Eukaryota; Metazoa; Chordata; Mammalia; Pholidota; Manidae
Gene: PRKAG3
Product: protein kinase AMP-activated non-catalytic subunit gamma 3
Exons: 14
Coding region: 117-1445 (442 amino acids)
Source: RefSeq, a predicted model, not a curated record
GCCGGCUGCAUGGAGCCUGAGCUGGAGCACACGCUGCACAGGGUACUGGGGUCCUGGGGCAGCGAGCUGGGGCAGCUGAGGCCAGAGGAUUGAGAGCACACCACCAUGUCGUGUGAAUGCAUGUACCCCAUCCUGGAGCAGCCUUGGGGGACUGGAGCAUCAAGGCCCCAUUCCCCCUUCCAGAGGUGAGCUUCCUAGAGCAAGGAGAUAGCACUUCCUGGCCAUCACCAGCCAUGCCCACCAGCCCAGAAAGGAGCCAUGGGAAAGAGAGGGCCAAGGCCCCAAGAUGGACAAGGCAGGAGGCUGUGGAGGAAAGGGAGCUUCAAGGCCUGGGGGAAGCCUCAGCCACCAGCCCCAGCACAGACGAUCUGGAGCUGGGCCUAAAGCUCCCAGGCACAGGAGCCUGGGGGUGUGAGCUCGGCCUUGUGGAAGAGAAGCCUGCCCCGUGCCCGUGCCCAUCCCCGCAGGCCCUGUUUCCCAGGCUGGGCUGGGAUGACGAGCUGCAGAAGCCAGGGGCCCAGGUCUACAUGCACUUCAUGCAGGAGCACACCUGCUAUGAUGCCAUGGCAACCAGCUCCAAGCUGGUCAUCUUCGACACCACGCUGGAGAUCAAGAAGGCCUUCUUCGCCCUGGUGGCCAAUGGCAUCCGGGCAGCUCCUCUGUGGGACAGCAAGAAGCAGAGCUUUGUGGGGAUGCUGACCAUCACAGACUUCAUCUUGGUGCUGCAUCGCUAUUACAGGUCCCCCCUGGUCCAGAUCUAUGAGAUUGAAGAACAUAAGAUUGAGACCUGGAGGGAGAUCUACCUCCAAGGCUGCUUCAAGCCCCUGGUCUCCAUCUCCCCCAACAACAGCCUGUUCGAAGCCGUCUACAGCCUCAUCAAGAACCGGAUCCACCGCCUGCCAGUCCUGGACCCGGUCUCAGGAGCUGUGCUUCACAUCCUGACCCACAAGCGGCUGCUCAAGUUCCUACACAUCUUUGGUGCCCUGCUGCCCCAGCCCUCCUUCCUCUCCCGCACCAUCCAAGAUUUGGGCAUCGGCACAUUCCGAGACUUGGCCGUGGUGCUGGACACGGCACCCAUCCUGACCGCACUGGACAUCUUUGUGGACCGGCGCGUGUCUGCGCUGCCUGUGAUCAACGAAGCCGGACAGGUCGUGGGCCUCUACUCCCGCUUUGAUGUGAUUCACCUGGCUGCCCAGCAAACCUACAACCACCUAGACAUAAGUGUGGGAGAAGCACUGAAGCAGAGGACAUUGUGUCUGGAAGGGGUCCUUUCCUGCCAGCCCCAUGAGAGCUUGGGGGAAGUCAUCGACCGGAUUGCCCGGGAGCAGGUACACCGGCUGGUGCUAGUGGAUGAGAGCCAACAUCUCCUGGGUGUGGUGUCCCUCUCUGACAUCCUGCAGGCUCUGGUGCUCAGCCCUGCUGGCAUCGAUGCCCUCAGCGCCUGAGAAUAUCUGAGUCCUCACUCCCAGACCACCUUCCACCUGUGGAAGUCAAUGAAGGGAGCCGGGGGACUCAGCCUUCGUCUUCUCCCACCCCCAUUGGCUGGUUUGGUUCUAGUUCAGGCUUCUCCAGCCCUCACUAAUUGUCCUUGCCUUGUCUGUGCUCCCGGAAGCCCUCGGGAAUGCCCAGGGUAUCAUGGGAUGGUGAAAUUAAGGGGAACAGCUGCAUCAAGCCUGGAGAUCUCCGAACCAGAGGCACUGGGAUUACCCCAGCACCUGGGUCGUGACAGGCCCCACUGGGGCAAUGAGCCUGUGGGUUCCGUCAGGGGCUCCGGAUUCCUUGGCUUCUGGACCACCUGCUGUUCAGGCCCCCAGCUCCUGGGAGCCCCAGCUGGUCUUGCCCCACAGGAACUGUCUUAGUGGUUUCCCACAACUCUGCUCCCGCCCUCCUGCUUGCCCAGGAUUGCCGUUCCUGGGCUGCAGGGGAUCAUCAUGGAGCAGCAGUUAUUUGCAGAGCUGCUUGUUGGAAUGAGGUCCUCCCUCCAUUUUUGUCCUUAGCUCUCACCAGUGAACAGGGUUCUCAGUCCCCAACGAUGGCUCUGUAUUUGGAUCACUGAAGAUGAAUGAUUGAGAAAAGAAAAAGAAAAAGAAUAACCCAUGAACUUACAUUUUAUAAGUUUCACUCAGAAAAAUGCUAGUCAUUUGACCUGAACUGUGGCCAAGACCCCCGUGCUUUCUGAAUUCAAAGGCAAGAAAGCAGACCUUUAAUUGA